This is a messenger RNA of Xyrichtys novacula (pearly razorfish), 1109 nucleotides long. NCBI's taxonomy places the organism in Eukaryota, Metazoa, Chordata, Actinopteri, Labriformes, Labridae. The record is from the annotation of a GenBank genome assembly.
AUGAAGAUGUCUCAAAAUACUUCCGACAAAGACGAGCAGUCGUCAAGCAACAAGAAGAACAUCUCCCUCCCUAUUUCCAGAGUGAGGUUGAUAAUGAAGAGCUCUCCGGAUGUCUCAAGCAUCAACCAGGACGCUUUGUUUCUCACCACCAAGGCGACAGUGAGUCAGGCUGCAGUUCAAUGCUAACACUCUGCUACAAACGCUAACAGGGAUAAUAAUACACAAGCUAUGUCUGCCUUGGUUUUAUCAAAAGCUCAUCUUCAGUUUCUACUCUUGUGUUGUUGUAGGAGCUGUUUGUCCAGCACCUGGCGCUGUCCUCAUUCAACAAAGGCUCCGGGAAAGAGACGAACAGUCUGUCAUACAGCGACCUGGCUCACACGGCGGAGGAGACGGAGACUUUCCACUUUCUUACAGGUGAGAUUUUCAUUAAACUCAAAGCUAUUCAACUACAUGUGUUUACAGUUUUACUGCAUGCUAAAUAAAAUGUUUUUAUUUGAAGUAUUGUUGAUGUUGAGGGUAGGGAUGCACCGAGCUGAUAUUUGGAUCGGAUAUCGGCUCCGAUAUUAACAAAUCAACUGGAUCGGAUAUCGGAUGAAUGACGCCGAUCCAGUGUCUUUUUUCCUUUUAAUACACGGAAGUCUUAUUUCGUUUUGCUGUGUGCUAAUGUGCAAUUCGAUAAUUUUUAAUAAAUAAUAUUAAGUAAAUUUAUUCUUGUGUUACCUUUUUUAUGACAAGGCUAAUGUCAAGCCUAAUGCCUUCACUCACAGGGCAAGGUAUACAGUUUAUUCAUUCAAAAGUAGUAUUGGAUCAUAUCGGAUAUCAGCUGAUACACUCAGCCCAGGUAUAGGUGCAUCAAUAGUUGAUGGUUUCUAAUAAUUCAUUUUCACUUUAAAAACCUCAGAACAAUAAGUAUGUGUGUUUCUGCAUCCAUAAUAUGUGAGUUAAAUGAAAUCAGGUCAAGAGCUGCAUGUGUUACACUAAAGGGAAUAAAAGGUGUAAGGUUUAACCUGUUUUCUUUUAAACUGACAGACAUCUUGCCAAAGAAGAUACUGGCUAGUGAUUAUCUCAAGUCACUGGAGCAAAUGCAAGAUGAAGAUGCAGACUAUUGA